This is a messenger RNA of Periconia digitata, 1497 nucleotides long. The record is from the annotation of a GenBank genome assembly. NCBI's taxonomy places the organism in Eukaryota, Fungi, Ascomycota, Dothideomycetes, Pleosporales, Periconiaceae.
UCCUUCACACAUUCAAUGCCACGCAUCGCGAACUCUAUUGUCCGGCGAGCAUAUGCGCAAGACCCCCUCUUGCCCGCACUCCUCGGAGUUUGUCGCGACCUGAGUCUCGCGGCUAAUGAGCUGCGCUGGCUGCGUGAGCAUGUCGACGAGCUCCCCCUUGCGCCGGCGCCACGCCCGCUCAACACAUCCACGCGAAGGAAAAAAAGGAUACCAAACAACGACAAGCAUCGAUUGAGGAAGAUUAAAGAGGCGAAGCUACGCGAUCUCGUCAAACAAAGGAGCAGGGGCACGCCGUUGCAGUACCUGUUGGGCACCGAGUUCUUUGGCGAACUGGAGUUGAAAUGUGGAAGAGGCGUUCUGGUUCCCAGACAAGACACCGCGUCCACCAUCGCACACCUGGCCCGCCUCAUACGCGACCCACGUAACACGCUGCCUAACGAACUCCGGGUCUUGGAUCUCUGUACAGGAACCGGGUGUAUCCCUUUCUUAUUCGGGCACGAGCUUCGGGAGACGAGACACGAUAUAUCGUACCGGAUGCUGGGUGUGGAUGUUUCCACUGAUGCGCUCACUCUUGCGACAAAAAAUCUAAGGCGAUUCCAGCGAAAGCCAAGCAGUUCGAACCUCUUCAACACAUCCACAACUGAGGCCAAAGAUGACGGCGAACGAGAGGACGGGCACAAUGCUAAAGGAGCAAAAGUAUUAGCAAACUUCAUGUGGGCUGAUAUCCUCAACUCACCUUUCGAGCCUCAAAUUGAAAAUACGCCUCUCCCCUUAAUGUCCGCUAUGAACCUAGCAAGGCACCCGCCUUUCUGGGAUAUAGUCAUUUCUAACCCGCCCUAUAUCUCCCCUGACGCAUACAGAAAGACUACUGCACGCUCGGUCCGUGGAUUCGAGCCCAGGCUGGCUUUAGUUCCGCCCCACCCUUCCACCAUUCCAUCCUCGAUUUCGACAGGAGUAGGAUCGUAUACAACUUCCUGGCCUGAAAAAACGAUCGACACGAUCACGCAAGAUGCUGGUGACACUUUCUACGUCCCUAUCCUCAAUAUCGCAGCCCAAGUUGAGGCUAAAGUUGUGCUCGUGGAGGUCGCGGAUGUAGAGCAGGCGGUUCGGGUGGCGCGACUGGGCGAGAAUUUCGGGUUCGAGGGCGUGGAAAUAUGGAGAGACCGACCCGAUGAUACCGACGAGGCCUUUCCGUCUUCGCCCUCUUCCCCCUAUCCCAAACAACAUAGUCAAGAUAGUUCGCCUGGAAUCACCAAAAAAAGGGAAACAAAGGAAUCGAAGAAUGACAUUCCCAUCGUGGGUGCCGGUAACGUGCGCUGCGUGGUCUUCUGGCGAGGAAAUACAGGCGCAGCGUGGCUUGGAAAGGAGACACAGAAUGACAGUAUCCUUCGUUCUGAAAGUCAUGCAAUGCAACCGAGCAUGUCCAGAACGGAUAAAUUUGAUGGUAGAUACCAUGCGGACGCGUUGUUGCUGGCAUCGAAAUGGAAAGGGCUUUGA